Dendrobium catenatum is the source of this 1381-nucleotide messenger RNA. Its product is annotated as 3-oxoacyl-[acyl-carrier-protein] reductase 4. The record is from RefSeq and is a predicted model, not a curated record. Gene Ontology annotation, biological process: fatty acid biosynthetic process. Gene Ontology annotation, molecular function: NAD binding; 3-oxoacyl-[acyl-carrier-protein] reductase (NADPH) activity. NCBI's taxonomy places the organism in Eukaryota, Viridiplantae, Streptophyta, Magnoliopsida, Asparagales, Orchidaceae. Bases 151 to 1137 code for a protein of 328 amino acids. The transcript has 11 exons.
ACCGAGACUGCCAUUCUUCGGAGUUUUCGAAGGUCGCGCUGCGCUCGCUCGCAAACAUUUCUACCGACCACCUCCUCGUCGCUGGCGUGUCUGCGAUCGUACGCAGCUCUUUCUUCCACUGUCUCUCUUUUUCGCUUCUCCCAUUCUGUCAUGGCGUCGGCAUCCUUCAUUGUAUGCUCUUCUGGGAUGGCGGGAAAGUCUUCUGUCACCUCCUCUCCAACGAUAAGAUCGGCGUCGGCGCGUUUCCCCCCUGCCGUUCUCGCUAUCAAGUCACGCUCUUCGUUUCAUAGAUCGGGGCUCAGAUCGGAAGCCUUUUCCACUUUCGCUGAUCUAUUGCCCGGAGUGAAGGCUCAGGUUGCAGCUACUGAGCAUGCAAGUAUUGACCUAUCUAAAAAGGUUGAAGGUCCUGUUGUCAUUGUCACUGGAGCUUCUAGAGGAAUUGGAAAAGCAAUUGCUUUGGCAUUGGGUAAAGCUGGUUGUAAGGUUCUUGUGAACUAUGCUCGCUCAUCUAAAGAGGCUGAAGAAGUUUCAAAAGAAAUUGAUGCAUCUGGUGGUCAAGGCCUGACAUUUGGGGGAGAUGUUUCGAAAGAAGACGAUGUGGAAGCUAUGAUCAAAACUGCAGUAGAUGCAUGGGGAACAGUAGAUAUAUUGGUCAACAAUGCAGGAAUUACAAGAGAUACUUUACUAAUGAGAAUGAAGAAAUCUCAAUGGCAAGAAGUAAUUGAUCUGAACCUUACUGGCGUUUUCCUAUGUACGCAGGCUGCAGUUAAAAUAAUGUUGAAGAAGAAAAAGGGGAGGAUCAUAAACAUAUCUUCUAUUGUUGGCCUUUCAGGCAAUAUUGGUCAGGCAAACUAUAGUGCUGCUAAAGCUGGGAUCAUUGGUUUAACAAAGUCUGUCGCUAAAGAAUAUGCAAGCAGAAAUAUCAUUGUGAAUGCUGUUGCUCCUGGGUUCAUUUCAUCUGAUAUGACUCACAAGCUUGGAGAAGACAUUGAGAAAAACAUCUUGGGGACAAUCCCCUUAAGAAGAUACGGACAACCAGAAGAAGUAGCUGGUUUGGUGGAAUUUUUGGCCCUUAGUCCUGCUGCAAGCUACAUCACUGGGCAGGUGCUUGCCAUUGAUGGUGGGAUGGUGAUGUGAGUGGGUGAGUCUUUCCUUCACAAAAUCUUUGUAGCUUUGUUCGAGAAUGAGGAUAUUCUCAUCUAAAUUUAAAAUGAGUUUUAAAUUAUUAAAUUUAUUUAAAAAUUUAUGUAAUCCUUGAACAAAUGCAAUGAUCUUUGUUGUUGUUGUUGCUCUCUCAUUUGUAGCCUUGCUAGUCAUGUUAACCAUUAAAUUUAAAGUGCAUCUAUCAUGAUAACCAUUGCUGAGAUUUGUUCAAUGUUUA